AUGAGAUUCAAAAGAUGCUCAAAGGAGAAUUCAGUGUAUCGCAAGCAAGAGAGAGAUAGUCUACUGAUCAUUGCCAUCUAUGUUGAUGACCUCUAUGUAACAGGUAAUAGCCUUAUAGAGAUUAAGGAAUUCAAGGCUGGGAUGUUAUCUAAGUUUGAGAUGUCUGACCUGGGAAGACUCACCUAUUACCUCGGCAUCAAAGUUUAUCAAGGGAAAGAUGGUAUCGAAAUCAAACAAGAAGCUUAUGCAAGGAGAAUCUUGAAGGAAGCUGGUUUGGAGAACUGCAAUCCAACUCAAGUACCUAUGGAGUUUGAUCUUAAAGUGUCUAGAGCUCAAGGAGAGACAGAGAUAGACCCUAUGACUUAUAGGAGGAAUGUUGGAUGUCUAAGGUACCUACUACACAUACGACCUGAUUUAGCAUUUUCGGUGGGUGUGGCUAGUAGGUAUAUGCCGAGUCCUCGAAAGUCACAUGGUGAAGUAAUGAAGCACAUACUUCGUUACCUCAAGGGAACUAGUUCAUACGGCCUAAGGUUCAAGCGAGAAGGAUCAAAGAAGAUUGUUAGCUUUAGUGACAGCAGCCACAACAUUGAUCAAGACGAUGGAAGAAGCACCACAGGCCAUAUGUUCUAUUUCGGUUCUGCACCAAUCACAUGGUGUUCGCAAAAGCAGGAAACAGUUGCACUUUCAACCUGUGAGGCAGAGUUCAUGGCAGCAACAGAAGCAGCUCGUCAAGCAAUCUGGCUCCAAGAACUCUAG
Messenger RNA from Eutrema salsugineum, 756 nucleotides. RefSeq lists its product as uncharacterized. The transcript has a single exon. The coding region runs from base 1 to 756 and encodes 251 amino acids. The record is from RefSeq and is a predicted model, not a curated record. NCBI's taxonomy places the organism in Eukaryota, Viridiplantae, Streptophyta, Magnoliopsida, Brassicales, Brassicaceae.